AUGUCAGGUAUAGAAGAUUUGAAAAUUACUUCAUAUUCAGAUAAAACAGAUUCGGAUACAAAACGAUCAAGUUCGGGUUCGACAUCGGACUCGGAACCGAAAAGAAAGAAGUUGAAUGAGCAUCUGUUCACAGACAAUGCAGACUCCGAACACUCUACAGAAGGAAAGUCCAAGAAGAAGUUGUAUGUCUGUAAAGUUUGUGACCAAGGCUUCACUCGUAAGCACAAUAUGGUAUCCCAUGAGUUAAUCCAUUCUUCAGUUAAACCAUUUAUCUGUUCAGCCUGUAAUCUCAAAUUCAGGAGAAUCCAUGACUUGAAGAGACACGAAAAAUUGCAUACAGGUGAAAAGCCGUUCAAAUGUGAUAAAUGUAAUCGACAGUUUGCCAGACCUGAUGCUUUGACAAGGCACCAAAACUCCACCAACGCAUGUUCUGGAAAAACUGGUGCAAUGCUAUCUAGGGAGACGGAGAAAGACUCAUCCUCAUCGCUUUCUCCUCAGGGCUCAAAGCAAUUUGAUUCUAGAGAUGGAGAAAGCGUAGAACCACUUUCAAGCAGCGACGGAGGCUACAGUGCUUACGGAGGGAAGAACUCUGGAGUAUCACUGUCGAUUGCCAGUGCCAAUUCUGGCUCUCGAAAUAUUUCAGAAAUUAGUCAAGAGAAUUAUGAUUUGAAUCGUUGGAAAGCUUUUCAAUAUGCUCAACAGAGUCAGCAUGUUUCGAAACUGAUCGUACCUAGUAUGGCAAUGGUAGGAGGACUGCAGUUUUUAGGUAAUAGGUCAUCAUCAUCGGGCGCUUCUGAAACUAAUCCAGCAAACAAAUUACUUGAGCAUCCCCUUUCUCCCGCAUAUAAUACAACUACCACCACCACGACUACGACAACUACUACUACGAAUAGAAAUAGAGGUGAACAGAAUGACGACGAGAAGAAAUUUGGAGACUAUUCGAAUCAGGGUUGGUUUGGUGCAGAAAAAGAACGUAAGGACUUUAGGAUGAGACUUGAACAGCAGCGGGUUCAUUAUGAGGAAAUUGAACAUCGUAAUGAGCAACGUCGCGAGUUGGAGCAGCAAGAAGCGAAGAACCAAGCCGAACAUCAACGUCAACAGCAAGAGCAGUCAGAGCGGAAUGACCACAGAGAACCUGGAAACCAGAGACUCGAAAUGGAAGAAAGAGAACAAGAAGAACGUGAACAGCAACGGAUUAACCAAUACUAUAAUCGACACCAAAUGUAUGAGCAGAAACAUUCUCCGGGCCGCCAGUAUUUCCGGAAUCAACCCCUACAACACCAGUAUCCAUCCAAGUCUGAAGUUCUCGGUGAUACACUGCUGAAAAAUGUGCUACCAAAAAUUAUACCACAUUUGCCUCCUCCUGGACCCUAUAUGCAUGGAGAGAGGGAUUAUGUUACAAUGGAGAAGUAUCAAGAUUUGGUUACCUAUACGAACUCUUUGCAGGAUAGUUUAAGUAAAAUGCAUUCUAGACUUAAGCAUUUAGAAGAGGGAUCAGCAGAAAACAGCAAUAUCAGCUAA
Dujonia railenensis is the source of this 1521-nucleotide messenger RNA. The record is from the annotation of a GenBank genome assembly. NCBI's taxonomy places the organism in Eukaryota, Fungi, Ascomycota, Pichiomycetes, Serinales, Debaryomycetaceae.